This is a messenger RNA of Puntigrus tetrazona (Sumatra barb), 5004 nucleotides long. It is a transcript of the gene susd5, whose product is annotated as sushi domain containing 5. Bases 670 to 2685 code for a protein of 671 amino acids. NCBI's taxonomy places the organism in Eukaryota, Metazoa, Chordata, Actinopteri, Cypriniformes, Cyprinidae. Gene Ontology annotation, molecular function: hyaluronic acid binding. The transcript has 5 exons. Gene Ontology annotation, biological process: cell adhesion; Notch signaling pathway. The record is from RefSeq and is a predicted model, not a curated record.
GUGUGUGUGUGUGUGUGUGUGUGUGUGUGUGUGUGUGUGUGUGUGUGUGUGUGUGUGUGUUUGCGGUGGGCCAGGACACCCAUUAUGCUCGCGCGUCACAGUGUCCAGCAGAGCCCAUACUGGGCCAGCUUCAUCAAAGUUGCUGUGUCCUAAGUUUGGCCCCAAGAAUUUGGGACACAGACACAGUUGGUUUUGUCCUGCUCGUUCUGAACUGACACGCAGCCAGGCGCGCUAUGGUGACAACACUCACCAAAAUUAAGGGUCCGCUCCUAAAAAAGAAGAAGAAGAAAAAAAACACAUUACACGGUGGCAAGCUGUCCUCUGUAGCAGGGAGGCACAAGCCAUUAUGAGCCGGACUCCCCACGGCACUGGAACAAUCCCAGAGCUCAGAGCCUCUGUUCUCAUGCGGUACUGCACAGGUUCUGAGUCAUGACGUAUUUACUGACAACGCCGUGCGAGUUUUCGCACGAGCGCACCAGCAGCUCGGUAAUGCACUUCUCGGUCAGAUAAACCUCUGUCUCUGCGCCUAUUAGUUCUUUUCUCUCGGCUGGCGGAAUCAUCGGGACCCGUCCGUGUGGAAAGCGCAAUUCAAUUGGGAUUUUUUUCAACUUUCACCUGACAGAUUCGGGAAAAGUUUUACCUCGGUUUUUCCAGAAACACGGUUUCAUUAUGGGGCGAGCCUGCCACCGAGAGCUCGCGCUCCUGCCGCUGCUGGGAUACUUGGCUUGCCUGACGCGCGCGGACGUCUCUCCAUUAGGACAUGUGUUCUUACUGGAAUUGGACAGUUUUCCAAAAGGUGGACAGGAGAAAGGGUUCGAGGCAGCAACACGUGCCUGUACGGCUCAAGGGGCCCAGGUGGCAUCCGGGGCCGACCUGCAUCAUGCAGUGUUGGAAUGUGCUUUCUCAGCCUGCUCGCGUGGUUGGCUCUCCGGACCGAGCAUUGGGACUACAGUGUGCAGCGGUGUGCCGGGGAGCUUGAGGCCAGUUGAUGUGCAGUUGGAGAAUUUAACCGCGGACACUGAGAGACUGGGCGUGUUCUGCAUGAAAGAUAGCGAUGCUCCAUGUGGGCAGCCACCUUCAUUCCCACACUCACAUCUGCAGGGGAAAACUGGUCUCGACCUGGGGGAUGAACUUCUAUAUACCUGUGACCCAGGAUACAAACUUCCCAAUGGAGAUACAGGCUUCAGCCUGCUUUGCGACAGUUGUGGAGAAUGGUACGGCCUGGUGCAGCAUUGCGUGAAAGAUGAUCCUGAAGGCCACAUCGACUAUGAAGAUAAGUUCACAGAUGGCCAUCUCCUUGAGAAUCCGAGGGAGGAGCAUCAUAUUUCUUUGAAUCCAGGAGGAACGCAGUCCACCGUUCAUGAAGUAGAAGAAUCCUCUCCAGAGCCUGAUCCAGAGCCAGUCAUGUCUAUGGAGGAGAAGGAGAAUGAUAGAGAUUCAGCUAUAUCAGUCACUGAACCUCCAGUGUCUCAACUCAGUCAGAAGCACAUGUUCUGGUUUCCUUCAGAGGCCUUCCAGGAAGAAGAGGAACAGCCGGCAAUCACCACUGAUUCCUCCUCUGUUAAAAAGCCCAGCGAAGAUGAGAGUCACAUGACGGUCAAAAUGACUAACGGCCAGUCUGAUGCUGAUAUUAUCGCAGAGGAAAGUGACGAUCCAACAGAUCCUCCCACAGAUGAGCCUACCAGUCCCAGUGCUGGUGGCUCAGAUGAGUCCUGGCUAGAUGGAUACCCUGUUACUCAGGAUGAGGAUAAAGCUGGAGGUGAGUCCACAGGGGAGGCAGGACCAGAACAAGGUACAGAGACCUUGACUGGCCAAUCAGAAGUUGAGGUAUUUGAGGAUGUAACCAAAAACCCUGUGGAAGAAGAGACCGGGGGUUUGAUUGACAACCCUGAGGAGGACGAAGACGGAGAAGUAAAAAAUUCCGAGGACACAAUCCACAGGAAAGGAGACGAGGAGCUUGGUAAAGGGACAACCAGACUUGAAAAGGAGUCUGUUGUAACAUCUUAUGAGGAAACAACUGAAGUGCUUUCAGAAGAUGACAUGGUGAAAGAAAUGUACACACCAGAGAACUCUGACUCGGAUGGGUCAGAAACAUUGGGGUUUGAUGGUGUAACUGACAGUCCUAAUGGUGUAGUGAAGCCCACCACCUUCAUUACUCAGAUCACACCCAGUCCAGAUGAUAUUGCUGUACACCAGCGGCCCAUGCCGUACACACCGUCUUCCGCUCCCGAAAAUGUGAGCACCAGUCAGGGGGGCUUGGGCCCCGAGAGCACAUCCACUCCUUCUGGGAUGGUACAUCUGGAUGGGCCACCUGAUUAUAUCACCAGCAUGCCCACACCUGUCAUCAAGGAUCCUUGGGAAACCUUUGAUGACCACUUCCUGGAGCACAUCCCUGGUCACUUCCCAACUGAAAACCCUGAAAAUCAGAGCGUGAUGGAACGAGGUGGAGAUGGCAGCCUGGAUCAACAGGAGCGGGCUGGAGAGGGUGCUUGUGCAGAAGACCCCUGUCACGGUUCAGGCCGCGGGCCCAUGAUCGCGGCCAUUAUCGUUGGCAUCGUAGCAGCGGUAGUGGGAGUGGUCUUGGGGGUGUGGUGUUAUAAAAAGAGGCAACAAAAGAGCUCUCACUACCAGCUCAAUGGGACUAAUAGGCAAACACAGUGCAUUGAAUUACAACAGACUGUGUGAAAGUCAUACAGAUCCUCAUAAAGCCACACAGCUUACUCAGUCAUCCAUACAAAGCCAUUUAUGUGUGAACAUUACAGUUUAUGUCCACCGGGGCUCAGCAAAGUGAAGAGUAGAAAAAGUGAAAUCUAUAUCUAUCAAUCUGUCUGUCUAUCUGUCUGUCUAUCUAUCUAUCUAUCUAGAUUACAAAACGUUCUUGUUGACAAACUUUGCUCUUCUAAUUUUGUAGUAAAAUUAUACUUAUAUUAAUUUCUUUCAAGUUUUCAUUCCCUUAAAUUUCAAAUUCAAGAAUUGCAUUGAAAAAUAAUCCUAAUUCAUUUCUGAAUGCCACACAACCCCGACUUUCAUACUAACACAAGGAGUGUCUCUGUUUAACACUCUUUUAUCGCACAAGUUUGGAUUUUUUAGUGCUUAGUUAGUGUUUCUGUUUUACAGUGCUUUUUUCUUUAUAUUUUCAUUGUAUUGUGGAUAAUUGAUGUUGCAUUGUCUGCAUUGUCAUUUGACCGUGGGUCGGUGCAUGUGUGGUGCCCGUCUGUCCAGAUUUGUAUGUGUUUAUAGCUUUGUCCAUUAGUGGGUUGGUGUGUGUAAGAGAAUCAUUGUGACUUUAGCCUAUUUUGGUUUUGAAAGAGAGCAGUCAGUUCAAAAGAGAAUGUGGUUGAGUGUGCGUAAUUGAGUUUCUAGCUUGCAGACAGGUGAGACAUUCUGGUCAGAGGAAAUAAGGGUGAAUUCUGAUUUGCUUUCAGCUCUUAUAGACCUAAAGCAGGCUGAAUAAAUAGCUUUCAUCCCUAAAUUUAGAAUACAAUGAGCAUUUGUUCAUUUCAACCCCUUUACCUAUAAAUAAGCGAGUUUCUUGGGGUUGAGCUCAGGACUCAGAAAGAUUCACACUCACAGACAGGUGAGACAUUCUUCUCAGAGGAACUAAAGGUGGAUUCUGAUUGGUUUUCAGCACAUUUACAACCUACUGAGUUUCGGUUUCUUUAAAAUAUAUCUAGUGAUAUAAAAGUUAUAUCAUAGCAGACUAUUUUCUACAUACAUUUUCCCAUAUAUCUUAUUGAUGUUCAUUACUAAGAUACUAAGUUUGUUCAUCACCUCCAGCGACGUUCAUGAGGAAUAUUUAUAUCAUGUGUAUUAUAAAUGUACAAACUUGAUUUUAGAACUAGUGAAUUGAAACAAAACAAACACAAAUCAGAUAUUUCCAGAAUCGCUUCAUUUGAAUUGUCAUACUUACGUCAAAAAUAUAGUAUGCUAUUUUAGAUAAUAUUAAUAAUAGGAAUUCACAUGUAGUAAAGUCAUUUAUUUCUAGAUGUUGUUAGAGCAAAUGUAGCAUUUUUAUAUUGUUUGAUUGAAGAAAAGUGGAGUAAAACUUCAUGAAUUUUGCAGGGUCAUUUGCAAGUAUCUAUUAAUGAUCGACUUACAUUAUUAACAUUAUCUAACUUUGGAUAUUUUUGAUUGUUGGCUGUUGUUGUUGGUGGUGGUUUUUUAAUCUACUCAAACUCAUGAGUAUGCCAAAUAAAAACGAAAACUCGUGGUUACAGAUACGCAAAAAAAAUUGACUUUGGAAGAUGCACAUCACGUGUAGCCUAAACGAAAACUGCGUAUCAUAUGCGCGCCAACAAAUUUCUUAUCGCGUGCACGCGAAACUGCGCAUUAUAUGUACUCCAAACACCUGCGUAUCAAAUAUAGGCCAAAGUCCAUUUUUGCGUACGAAUACGAGUUUUCCUUUUCCUUUUGGUGUAUUAUUUAUACGCAUUUUCAUGAGACCGGGCUGCUUUUAAUGUUUUCCAGCCCUGACAUCUCUAUUUAGCAGAUAAGCUAGCGCAGUCUUAGUUGACAUUAGCCAUUUAGAGGACGCUUUUAUCCAAAGAUACUUACAUUACAAUGAUGAAAAUCACAAGCAAAUUAUCACAGAAAAGCCAAAACACUUGCAUUUACCUACAAAUCUCAUUUCUAGAUCAAGAAAUCCGUUCCAGUUGAUUGCUGUAGAUAUAUUUAAAGCUACAGUGGAUAAACACAUGGGCUGCUUACCAUAAAAUUGGCAAUUUGCCGUUUGUGAGGUAAAUGUGACCAUUGUAACUAUUUUAUUUGCUCUGGUAUCUUCUUAAAAGUUAUUUUCUGAACUGUAGAGUGUUUUUUUAUUGUGAUGUGGAACGGUAAGAUAUCUAUUAAUCUGCGAUAAUGUCAAAUCCAUUUGAAGGUAAAACUGCUCGAUAAUAUCAACAUUACACUGUAACAAUGUCAGUUAGAUGUGACAUGAGGGAAUCUGACUAAACAUAGCUGUGGAAAACUAAUGAAACAUUAAUCAAUAAAUUACUUUGGGGGGAA